Messenger RNA from Tetrahymena thermophila SB210, 2577 nucleotides. Its product is annotated as transmembrane protein, putative. NCBI's taxonomy places the organism in Eukaryota, Ciliophora, Oligohymenophorea, Hymenostomatida, Tetrahymenidae. The record is from RefSeq and is a predicted model, not a curated record. The transcript is spliced from 7 exons.
AUGUAUAAUGCAAUAAAAAUUUGCAAACAUAAAAGCAAAAUAAUUUAUAAAAUACAAUACAUAUAGCUUAAAAAUAAAAUUGAAAAGCAGAGAAACAAAAUAAAAAAUAAAAAGGAAAGAUAGAUCGAUAGAUAGAUAUAUAGAUUUAUAGGAUUUUGUUUAAAUAUCUUUAAAAACAAAUUAAAUAACUAGAAAUAUUAAACUGUAAAAUCUAAUUAAUUAAAGGUUGGCUCACUUUAGCUUUAUAUUUAUAUUAUUUUUUGUAUAUCAAAAUAAUAGCAUAUAACAAACAAAAAACUAGCCAAAAAAAGUAAAAGCAAGAAAUAGAUAGGAAAACUUCAAAUAAUUUUUACCAUUUAAAUAAGAAAAAAACAAGCUUUUUAAAAAUAGAUGAGUAGCUUUUUAAAUGCACAAACUCCAAUAGCAGUUAAAAAUAGAUUUUCUAAAAAUCUACUAUCUGCUACUUCAUACUAAACAAACUUGCAGUCAACAGCAGCUUCAUAAAAAUGGAAUAAUUAAAGUUUCACUUCUACUCCUUAAGUCGGUAGAAAUUUGAAUGACAGUAGUAUCUUUGAUUCGCAUGUUUAGAAGGAUUUAUUUAGCAAUGGUAUUAAUGCCAGUUAACUGAAAAAAACUCUUGUGAAUAGCAGUAAUAAUAAUCCUCAGCGCUAUUUCGCUGAUAAUCGUUUCCAUGAUAAUGUUUAGAUUCAAAAUAGUUUUGGAUUUGAUAAUUAGUAAAUUAAUAAUAGAGGAAAUCAAUUAACAAGCCAUUCUCUUUAUCCAAACGCUUAUCAAAAUUAAGGAGCAGAUGAUUAAUAUAGAACUAUAAAUACUAUCUUAAAAGUUAAUAAUAAUUAUCAAUAUGGCACAACAGCAGCUAAUAAUUAACAAUAUCCAAGAUAGUAGGAAAACUUCAAUUUGCAAGGGCAAAGCAUAUCUUAGUAAAUGAAUGCUUAAUAUUUAGCUUCAAAAUCUCUUUAGAAUCCUGCAAAUAACAUAUUAAAUUUAGGAAUAAGCAGCUCAGCAUAAAUCAAUUAAUAAAACUAAACAAAUGAAAAUAAAGUCUUAAAGCACAUAAAAAACUAAGAGUUGCACUAAAAUCAAAGAUUAAUUUCUACUAUGAGAGAAUAAGGAUUUUUACAAAGCUAAUAAAAUGAUGUUUUGCUAAAUGAAGGGUAGACAUUUAUUCUUUCUUAAAAAAAUGUAAUAAAUAUUUUAAUAGCCUUGAUUACAUUGGUAAUAGUUUAUGUAAUUUACAGAAUAAAUUGCUUAGUUUUAAAUACCUAGUUUUCUGCAUUAUCCUAAUUGAAAUAUAUUGGAGCUCUUUUGCUGUCAGUUGCAUCCAAAAGCUUCAUGUUUAAACAUAAAGCUCAAAUAAAUUCUAAUUUCAUAAUAUUUACUAUAAUUGGAUUUUGCAUAGACACACUUGCAAUCCAAUAUUGUAUAAAUGAAGUAAUUAAUGUCUACUUUUACUAAAAGUUGCACAUGGAAAUCAAGUAUAACUUCAAAGAGUAUUACUUAAUGGCUCUAAGCACAAUCUGCUCUCUUUUCUUUUACAUUAAUGGAAAUUAUAUUGAAAGAAACUAAAUUCAAAAUGUGAAUAAGCAAAUUAGAACUAUUGUGUGCUAAGUAUUCUCUGACACAUUUAAUAACAUAAUGGAUUUGAUUUAAAUAUGCUUGCUUCCUAUUUUUAUUGCUUAUUUGGGAAUAUUUUUAAAUGGAGAAAAAGUAGCUAGUCUCUUCUCUUCUAAGUAUGAAAAUCAAAUGGGAGUAACAAAAAGUUUAGUCUUAAUCUAUAUCCUCACCUUAUCCUAAACUUUCCUCUUCAAGAUAUGCUCCGAGUUAAUUAUUAAUUUGAACUCCCAAUAUAUUUGGAAUUUCCUCUCAGAAAUUCACGAGACUCAUUAAAUCUAGCAUUUCUAUUUUAUCUUCGCUGAUCAAAAGUUAAAUGAUGAUUAUUUAGAACUUAAGGCUUUAAAGUUCUGGCAAUCUAACUAUAACAACAAAUAAAGAGUCAAUAUUUUAAGAAAUAUCAGCAUUGAAGGAUAAAAAAUAUAAAUUUGGAAUGUUUUUCUGAGAUACAGCUAGUCACUUAAAGAGCGUUUUAGCAACUUUAAAAUAAAUAAUUUUGGAAUUUUUGAAAAUAGAUUACAAGUAGUACAAAACACACCCAAAUAAUUCAUAUACAAAUUUGGAUAUUUAUUGAGAAACUUUUAGGUUUUAUAUGCCUAUUUAUCAGCUUAUUCAGAAUUAUUGUUUUUACUUGAUAUGGUUACCUAUUCAAUUUAGAACUUAACUAACACUGUACUUGUCUACAACAAUAUUUCUGAAUAUUAAGAGAUGUUUUAACAAUCUUACUCACUUGAAAUUAUUUCUGAUUUUAUGUCUGCUGUUUUCUAAGACUUAAUUGAACUCUAAGGAGUUAUAGAAAAAGACAAAAAAUUAGCCCUUGCUUAGAAAUAGCUUCUAAGUAGUAUAUCUACAUUAAAUGAAAUCUCAAAAGAUAAAAAGCUAUUUGGCGUAACAAUUAAUCGUAUACUUAAAAAUUCUGAGUCAUUUUAUUAAUCAGACAACUGA